AAAUAAAAUUGAAAAUGAGAGCACAUGUUUCCUUCAGCCAGUUCUGGCUUUGAGGAGCGGCGGAGCAAAAACCUAAAUCCGGAAUUGGCGUAGGAAGUAAAGCAGUUAAUGAAAUUGCUGGCGGCUCGAAACCAAGAAGAGAAACCAAUGUCUAUUUGGUGAGUUCCUGCUCGUUCACUACAAGUAGUGCAUUUGUGCCUGAUUGUAUUGCAUUCAUCCAAUUAUGCUCAAUUCUUGUUGUAAAAGAUUGCAAUUAAUGCUCGGAAUUGUUGGUGAUUCAGCGACCCAUUUGAAAGUUUUCCCAAAAGAAGCUAUUUUUCUCAGGUCAUAUUCAUCGAAAUCAUCAUUAGUUUCUGAAAAAGAUAUACUAGGAGAAAAACGUGGCUCUUUUACAGAGUCUUACCUUAUGAACUCAUGUGGGUUGUCCCAAAAACUCGCUGUUUCUGUGUCCAAGAAGGUACAAUUUGAUACCCGAGAAAGACCAGAUUCGGUUCUUAAUCUUCUCAAACGCCAUGGAUUCAGUAAAACCCACAUCUCAGAACUUGUUAAGAAACGUCCAAAGUUGCUCUUAGCCAAUGCUGAGAAGAACCUUGUCCCAAAGCUUGAGUUUUUCGCUUCUAUUGGCAUUUCAGGUACCGGCCUUGCUCACAUGGUUUGUAUGAGCCCGGUUGUUUUAGAACGAAGCAUAGAGGGAAGUCUCAUGCCUUGUUAUCAUAUCAUAAAAAGUUUACUUGUUCUCGAUGACAACAAGCUUUCUCGUAUGUUUGCAAACAUUCAGUGGGUACGGCUGGCCAAAAUGAGAAACAUUGCUCCCAACAUUUCAGUUCUGAGAGCACUUGGAGUGCCAGAAGCCUCAAUCUCUCAUUGGAUGUCGCAUCGUCCUUUUCUAUUAUCCCUUGAAUCUGACAAGUUUAAGGAAAAUGUCAAGAAGGCCACGAGUAUGGGUGUCCCCCCUUCGUAUGCCUCAUUUAUGAAAGUGCUGUAUGUGAUUAUUCGAGUGCAUGAACCAGAAUGGGCUCAAAAGAUGGAGCUUUAUAAGAAUUGGGGUUGGACUGAAGAUGAUUUCUUGUUGGCAUUUAGAAAGAAUCCUCAGUUUAUGGAAUUAACAGUGAAGAAUUUUUCGAGUAAAAUGGAUUUUCUUGUGAACAAAAUGGGUUGGCAUCCUGCAGAUGUGGCUGGAAGUUCACUUGCUCUAAAUUAUAGUUUGGAAAAGUAUAUCAUACCAAGGUGCUUAGUUAUUAGAGUUCUCCUGUUGAAAGGCUUGAUAUCGAAGGGAGAAUUUUCUUUAGGCACCCUUGUCAGGAAACCAAAGCAGUACUUCUUGGAUAGGCUUGUAAUCAAAUAUCAAGAGCAAGUACCUGAAUUACGUAGCAUCGUUGAAGGGAAAUUGAGACUUGCGGAACAGGGCUUAGGAUUUGAGCAAAAAGGGGACGGUGUGAAACAAUUGUAGGAAGACGCUGCGAUGUGGUUUCUUCUUUGAUGAUUGAAGACUAACUGCCGGUAAUUUCAUCUCAGUUGUUGUUGGUUGAUGAAGUAAUCCGUGCUGGGCAUAACACGCAGAAGCCAACUUAGUGUCAGCAGAUGUUUUUGGCCGUCUGAAGUGCUGCUUUUGGUGUCUUGAGUGCGAAUUGGGUGAAACUACCUUAAUGUAACUGACCGAGGUGAGUUGUGUUGUUGAGGAUUGUUAGAGGGAAUCAUAAUUUUCAUCCGCUCCGGAUGUUUUUCUUAUGAAAGAGGAAUUUGUGGCCAAAACGUUUCGAGAUUCUCAUUUUUCACCCAUGAGUCAUUCACUCCUUUGUGUUUGUUUCUCCUUACAAUUUUGGUAUGGAACUGGAAUUGCUAGCUAA
Pyrus x bretschneideri (Chinese white pear) is the source of this 1847-nucleotide messenger RNA. RefSeq lists its product as uncharacterized. The coding region runs from base 224 to 1450 and encodes 408 amino acids. Gene Ontology annotation, cellular component: chloroplast. Gene Ontology annotation, molecular function: double-stranded DNA binding. The transcript has 2 exons. Gene Ontology annotation, biological process: chloroplast organization; regulation of DNA-templated transcription. NCBI's taxonomy places the organism in Eukaryota, Viridiplantae, Streptophyta, Magnoliopsida, Rosales, Rosaceae. The record is from RefSeq and is a predicted model, not a curated record.